This is a messenger RNA of Triticum dicoccoides, 7710 nucleotides long. Its product is annotated as disease resistance protein RGA5-like. The record is from RefSeq and is a predicted model, not a curated record. Gene Ontology annotation, molecular function: ADP binding. The transcript is spliced from 5 exons. Lineage: Eukaryota; Viridiplantae; Streptophyta; Magnoliopsida; Poales; Poaceae. Gene Ontology annotation, biological process: defense response to other organism. The coding region runs from base 4522 to 7245 and encodes 907 amino acids.
AACCAUCCCUCCAGCGCCGCACUGCCCCCAAUUCCCGCGGCCCCCACCAUCCCCACCAUCCCGGCGCACCACCAUCCCCCAAUCCCUCCGGCGCGCCACCACCUCCCACCCUCGCGUCGCCCAACCAACCCACCCCUCCGACGCGUCGCCGGCGUCGGAUCCGCGCGUCGCCGUUCCUGCCAACCACCGGGUCGAGGGGUGCUGGAUCUGCCCCAUCGCCGUCCUCCCGCGUCUUCCCGACGACGGAUGCGCCUAGCGGGGCCGGUGAGCUCGGGGGUCGCCGGUGGCUCUCUCCUCCUCGUUCCUCUACCUCCUCCCUCCCAUCCCGCUGCAUCCAGCCCGGGCUUCUUCCUCUCCGACCACGGCCCAAAGUCCCUGAUCCCGCCUCUGCUCCUCUCCCCCGCUCAGCCACAGCCCCCCCCCUCGUCUUCUCCGGUUGCCGUGGAAGACGAGCUGACAGUCGGGGCCUAGCACGCGACCACGAUGUGCCGGAGCUCACCCCCGUGAACAGGCCCCAAAGAGGUAGGGAGAAGAGCUUCGACGCGUGAGGUCGCUGGCGCCCCCUUCUCAAAGUGCAGUAUGUCAUGGUCGCGCGUGCAGUUCGCCUCUGCACUGAUGCACUUGCUCCCCGACGCAGGUCGUCUCGUUCAUCUAUGCAGUCCGCCGACACACAAUUUUGUUUGUGCGGCCAAGAGGUCCUGGGAGGGCCGCCCCCAGCACAAGCAACCAAAAAUAUGGGGAGAGGGAGGCGCUUCCGCUUGGACGUUGGCGACCUCCAGCUUGCGGGGAAGCUCCGGCUAGCGCGGCCAACAUGGCUCCAAUGGAGAUGCCGACUGCCAUGGCUCCACUCGGCCGGAGUUUGCUGCAGCCCACAUCUUCAACGGGGGCAGCUCACGGCCCACCGGCGUGCAGUUUCGACAGCGGUUGUUUGCAUAUUGUUUCUGCUAUUUUAUUUUCCAGAGAUCCCAUUUGUUGUCUGGACCCCUUUUCAUCUUGCAGUUAGCUUCGUCGGUGGCAUGCAGUGUCGACCCACAGCUCCCUCACCUCCCCACUCGUCCUCUUCUGCAUGGAUCCAGUGGUUGCGCACCUCCCCAGCGAGCCCUGCUUCCUCGCGACAAGCUCCGGUGUCAUCCCGUCCGUGCUCCUGCCCCCCUCCCCCUCCCAUUCCAUCGAGCUGGGCAGCGCUUUCCGCGUUCAUGUGGGAUCCGGCGAGUUCCGUAUCACUUGCAGCUCUCUUCGCCAAUCCGUGCAGUUGGCAUGUUUCGCCUGAUGGAGUCCCCGCCGCCGAGUCAGCCAAGGCGACCGUCCCUGCAGCCUGCAGGUGCCUCUACCUCGCACCGUCGCGGCCGUCCCCCGCCUUUCACUACUUCGGCGAUGACGCGGACCUGUUGGUCACGCUGCGGUUCACUCAUGGUCAGUUAGAGACGAGAGGACAACAACGCCAGCAUGGGGUCUGCACUGCAUGGGUGUGGCCGGAGGGGUGAACCGAUGACCCUCGCAUUACAAAUGCGAUGCUCUAACCUCUGAGCUAAGUGGGCUUACAUAACGGAUCAUGGGGUGUGUGGGCGUCGUGGGAGGCGGAUGAGGUAGCCAACUUCCGUUGGGGAGAAGUUACAAUAUUUACCAUGGAAACAUUAUGAUACCAAAAAUUAUGAAAUAUUGAUAAGAAAAAAAGUAGAACAUAUGGUUUCGUGAGAGGUUAUAUUUUUUCUUAUCUCACAAUUUUUGGGAACAAGUAAAAAUAGGGGUGAUAUGGCACAAACGUAGCUGCCACGUCACAUGACAUGGCGUACACGUAGGUGCCACAUAAUCAUAUUCCCGUUUUGACGUCCAUCGUUGGCUCCGUGGCCGGCCAGCGUGGGACACCGACCGGUUCAAUCAGCUGCAGGUAGCAAACAAAAUGCUCCCCGUCAGUCGGCCGGCCGCGCCGGAAUUUGCCGUUCCGUUCUCGCUCGCUCGCCGCCGCAGCCGCCGACCCCGUCAGGUCCAGCGGGCCUUGUCCUCUCCACCAACCAUGGGGAUCCGCUCCAAGCCAUCCCGACGUGGCGCUCGCCCGUACGGCUGCCUGCCAGCCGCGUCCACAUCCACACCGCGGCGCGCGGCAGCUGUUCGACGGAAUGCCAGCCGCGCCGUUAGACGCCAUCUCUUCUCCUGGACCACGCGCGCGCGCACGCUGCUAACCACGACUAUGCCGCGUGGGCCUCUUCUUCCACGGCAUUACCCCGGCCGCCGCGACGCAAUGGCGUUCCCAAGGUGCGCGAAUGUCCUCCUUCUCCUUUCUGCUCUGCCUCGUCGCUGCGAUUGGCAUACAACUCUCCUGAUCGGUCCUGAAAAGACUUGAUUGUUUUAAUGAAAUAUGCCAAUGCAAGUGCGACGAUGCUGAUCGACCUUUUCUCAUGUCUUCGUCGGCAAAAAUAACUUUUCUUGUCUGGAAAAAGAUGCUGAGCGAACAAGGUGGGCCUUACUCUAGCUCGGGUCACGAUCCUCCUUCCUGAUGAGCGUAUUUGUUUGAGUGGAGGUGAGCUCCCAGGGACUUGUUGAUGUUUGUGGAUCGUGUAUAGGUGUUCACAAGCUAAGCUUUUGCUGCAUGAUAGGGUAGAGCCAGAACGCAGCUUCCUGCUUCAUCGUUGUCAUCGUGUCAUUUGUGUGUCAUUACAUUAUAUAUAUCAAAAUUUUGAAUGUUGUGAAGAUAUAUAAUGGAACAGUUAGACCCUGGAUAAGUUAAUCAAGUUGCUCGUUAGUUUAGAGCCAUAUUUUUAUCUGUGCUAGUACAGUGGAUAGGACAUAGAUGCUUGCAGCUGGCAUUUGUUUUAGGCAUCCUAAACAAGUUGCUUUUGUUUUGUAUGUACAGUCAUAGUGGAGUAAUGGUAGAGUUGGCUGGAUAUGACAGGAGGACCUGGCAUAGGAUAGCAAGUCUUGGUAUCUGAUACCUUGUUUAAUUUGUGUUUUGAGACGUACGAAUGCCCUGAUGUCAUGUGUUAGAGUUGACCUGUAUGUUAAGAAAGAUUGCCGUUAGGUGAAGGAGCUUAUACACUAGCAGAAUCCUUAUUUCUUUCAUGAUGGUGUAAAGCUGCGACGGAUUAAGGUACUGAAAACCGCCAUAAAACUUUUCUUGUGAGGUUUCCUGACGCAUUACUUGACACAGAUCCUUAUCCAGGGAGAGCUAUUAUUCCUGGAAGGACUGGCAUGGAAAGCUUCCCUGACGGUUACCGGUGAUGGUUAGCCUGCCAGUAUUGUACAGUUCCUGGGAGAUACAUGCCCUGUCAGUAUGACACAUGGAUCAGCAAUUUGAGCUAUACCAAACAAUAUGUCCUUCACUAAUUUUAUGUCUCAUGUGUGCAAGUCCGCACCUAGACCCAAAGUGGUCGGACCCUUCCCCAGACCCUGCGCAAGCGGGAGCUACAUGCACUGGGGCUGCCCUUUUUGUGCAAGUCCGCACCUUGAUCUCAGGGAUAAUCAGCAUUCUGGUAUUGAUACGCCAUCUUGGUCAACUCAUCAUAUUAGUAUUACGGAGUAGCUGAUGAGAUCUUUUCUACAAAGCGCUGCAGGACUUGCAAGUAUUAUAUUGAUAUAGUAGUGUGUGUAUACUUACACAGGGAGGUGCAUGUACAAAUGGAAGGAAGAAAGCCCACCAAGUUUCAGAGCUAGCUGCAGCGCAUGCCCAGCCUCAUCAGUUUCUUGCUACCAAUCCUAACAAAACCAAGAAUUUUUCGGUAGAAACUAGUGAGGAGCAGCAAGGGUGUCAUUUCAUGAGUGAAAAGAAAACCUGGCCGCCAAUCUACAUAUGCAUUCUCUCUGAUGAGAUUUGUAAGCUCUUUCGGAAAUAUUGAAACAAUGCAGAGCGAAAGCUCUGAUUAAUCUAUGAUCUGUAGAAAUGUGCAUGGUCAAGUCUUCACUGGCUUGCACAUGGAAAUGAGCAUGGCUAUUUUCUGCGGUGGGUUUGGCGUGGAUCUAGAUGAUUAAUCUAAGUUAAUUAACUAUGAACCGCAUGCAUGCAGCCUCGUUAACAUUAGGCAGCGUGAAUCUAGAGUAUAACUAUAGUUAAUAAUAUCCUGCCAAUUGUUGGCCCUAGCGUGAACGUAGAGGUGAUCCAGUCUCUAUUAGUAGCUCGCAAGGAAAAAAGAAAGUAUAAAAUGGAAAGCAACUGGGAGCUAACUCUGUAGGGUAAGUUCAGUGCAGGCCCAUCCUGUGAGAGAGACCUGUUGGAAUGCGUGUCUCGUGUUGGGUUAAGUAUUGCACAUGCUUAAUUUUUUAGACUCCAUUAUUGCAGAGGGCCGGUACCUUGUUAAGUUAUUCACUUCUUUCUUUCGUCUACCUCACUUGCAGCUGCAAUUCAAUGCCAUCUUCUCCAUAACCAGUAGGUGCGAACUAUUCCAUUUUUCUCACAGACCAGAUCUUGAUAGACUGUUGAACCAGCCGGCAUUCGGUGCUGCUCGCUUUGGCCAUGGAAUAGUCCAAGCACACGCUGCAAAUUUCAGGAGUAUAGUUAACCUGGGGCCAAGAUAAGCUGUUCAUCAAGAGAUGGCUGGAAUAAUGGUGAGUGCUUCUACUGGUGUGAUGAACUCUUUGUUGGGUAAGCUGACAACCCUCAUGGGAAAGGAGUUUACGAGGCUGAAGAACCUGCGAAAAGAAGUGAGGUUCAUUAAUAAUGAGCUUAUCAGCAUGAAGUAUGCUCUUGAUGGGCUUUCAGAUCUAGAUGAGCUAGAUCCACAAACCAAGAGGUGGAGAGACAUGGUGAGGGAGAUGUCUUAUGAGAUUGAGGACAUCAUCGAUGACUUCAUGCAAAGCAUUGGUGAAAAUGAUAGAACUACUGGGCUUGUUAGCAAUACUGUUCGACGCCUCAAAACUUUGAGGGAUCGUCAUCGGAUUGCUGGACAAAUCGAAGAGGUGAAACAACUUGUGCUAGAGACAAGUGAACGUCAAAGAAGGUAUGAGCUUCGUAUACCCCCAUCAAGUAAUGUUGACAUUGACCCACGAGUCACUGCACUCUACACAGAAGUGGCUGACCUUGUCGGUAUAGAAGGACCAGCGAAUGAGCUUGUCAGUUGGUUAAUGGAUGAGGAGAAGAAGUUGAAGGCCGUAUCAAUUGUGGGAUUUGGAGGUCUGGGAAAAACAACACUUGCCAAUGAGGUAUACCGUAGGGUCAAGGGAGAAUUUGACACUCAUGCUCUCGUGACGGUGUCUCAAAAGCCUAACAUUCAAAAAAUUCUCCACACUUUACUAUCCAAACUUGGCACAGAGACAUCUAUUCACACUUGCGAGUCACGUCUUAUCGAAAUGCUCAGAGAACAUCUCCAAACUAAGAGAUAUUUGAUCAUAAUUGAUGAUAUAUGGGAUAUAUCAGCAUGGAAUAUUAUUAAAUGUGUUUUUAGUAAAAAUGAUCUUGCUAGCAGAGUAGUAGUAACUACAAGAAAGCAAGAUGUGGCUAUGACAUGUUGCUCCCGUGAUUGCAUUUUACAAAUGAAGCCCCUCACCAACGAAGACUCAACAAGGCUGUUUUUUGGUAGGGUAUUUGGCUCGAAAGAAGCUUGCCCUCCCCAGCUUAGAGAUAUUUCGGUUGAAAUUCUCAAAAAAUGUGGUGGUUUACCUCUUGCAGUUAUUAGUAUAUCUAGUAUGCUAGCAAAUAAAAAUUGCAACCAAAAGGAAAGGUGGGAAUAUGUACAAGAUUCUAUGGGCUCGGAAAGCAAUCACAUGCUUGACGGGAUGAGGCAAAUCUUAAACCUCAGCUACAAAGAUCUUCCUCCUUAUCUGAAGACAUGCUUGUUGUAUCUUGGUAUGUAUCCAGAGGACUACCAAAUAGAGAGGUCUAAUCUGGAACGCCAGUGGAUGGCUGAAGGUUUCAUCAGUAUAGAAAAUGGACAAGAUGUGGAGAAGGUUGCAAGAAAUUAUUUCAAUGAGCUUGUGAAUAGAAGCCUUAUUCAACCUGUAGAAUUCGAUAAGAGAGGGUCGGUGACAAAAUGCAAGGUUCAUGAUAUGUUGCUUAAUCUUAUCUUGAUUAAGUCAGCACAGGAGAAUUUUCUCACUAUAGUGGAUGACCCACAUGCCUUUACAAGACUGCAAUGCAAGGUCCGUCGGCUGUCUAUCCGCUUGGAUGGUGCAAGUAAUGGCCGAGAAAUAGUAUCGACAAAUAAUAGUAUGUCGCAGGUUCGGUCGGUUAUGUUCUUUGGGAGCUCUCAGAUUACACCUCCUUUGUCAGAGUUCAAGUUCCUCCGAGUUGUUCAUAUUGACCUUGAUGAUGCUGAAGUUGACCUCACUGGAUUGUGUAAACUUUAUCAGCUGAGGUAUUUAUGCAUUAGUGAUGGUUGUUCAUACCAGCUACCAACACAGAUUAGAGUGCUUCAACACUUGGAGACACUUGAGCUGUUUAGUUGUGACAGGGUUCCGUCAGAUAUAAUUCAUCUACCCCGUUUGAUGUUUCUGAAAGCUUGGACGAGGCUCCCUGAUGGGAUUGGCAAUAUGAAAUCCCUGCGUCAUCUAUUUGGAUUUGAUUUUACGUUGUACAAGCUAGAUAAUAUCAGGGGCCUUGGAGAGCUUACCAAUCUGAAAUUUCUAUAUCUCACGUGCGGCAUUCGUAAGGAUGACUGGGAGAGACGCAUGGAUGCUCUAUGCUCUUCUCUAGGAAACCUAUGUCACCUAGAGAACCUGUUUGUCGAUCUCAUCGGCUGCAUAGAUGGCUUCAUGCCAUUGUUUCCUCCGCCAACUCAUUACCGCCUUGAGAGACUUAUCAUGCAAUGGAGGUGCUGGUUUUCCAGGGUCCCUAGCUGGAUGGGGGAACUCCAUAACCUCUACCAGUUAAAAUUCAAAGUUGGUCAGCUGCUAACUGAUGGUGUUGGUAUCCUUGCUGAGCUGCCCGCCCUCACUCACCUCGAUGUAGAGACCGGAAAAACCACAAACAAAGUGAUUUCCAUCGAGAGAGGAGCAUUCCCUGCUCUAAAGAGUUUUAAGCUUCUAUUAAGUAGUGCUUCGCACUUGACCUUCCAGGCCGGAGCAAUGCCCAGGCUCCAAAGGCUGAAGCUAAAAUUCAAUGCACAUGGAUCGGAGCAGAUUGGGGCUGCACCUGCCGGCCUCGAGCAAUUGUUAGCACUUGAAGAGCUGACUGCAAAAAUCUGCUGCCACCGUGCUUCAGAGUCCGACAGGAGAAGUGCGGACUCUGACUUGAGGAGUGCCAUCGACAUGUUUCCAAGCCAUCUUCUAGUCAAAGUCAGCUAUGAAGAGGUUUGGAAUUUUGGUUUUUCUGAUGACUAGUAUGGUGGCUACGACUCGGCGGCAAGCAAGCUGGAUUGACCAAACACGUUUCCACACCGUUUGUAAGUAUCUCCGUCACGUCAACAGGGCAGCUUGCUAGGCAGGCACAGAAGGGUGUGACACUCCUGACCGGUGCCCUGUCUACGGAAGGCCAGCAGCAACAGCUCCUUAAUUCUAGGGUGCAUGUUUAAGAUGACACCAAUCAUCGGUCGGCGUCUUGGACUUUGUCUAACCGUCUGAUUUUACGCGAGAGUUUAUGUCCAUUCUUUCGGUUAGUCUAAAGUCUAUGUCAAGCAAUGCUACAUCUAUAUAAUUUAUUUACGUAAUGUUAUGCAGAGGCUGAUUUGAACGGCACCUGAUGACUUUUAUAUAGAGGGAACCAUCUAAUCUCUCGGGUUGCUGAUUUUAUUGAUCCUAUUUCUAAUGAGUGUGAUGUAGGACUGGUUAGACAAACUCUUUGGUCCA